AUGCAGCUCGCGACGGAGGUAUUCGAUAAAGCAUCUGAUCUGGGCAUCGACGUGGACAACAUAUACGACGUUGAGCUCAGCCUGUUAGCGAACAUCAGACUCAUCGAAACGAAACUGAAGCAAAAUUACGGAGCGCAAUGGGACACAGCAGCCAAGACCCUACUCUCCGCGCGAGAGACGAAGCUGGCGGCACUCAGGGACCUCAGUAACACUCUCGACUGGGUGAUUUCCCCCGAGCGAGCUGUUGUUGUUGAGCCAAGAUCCUCGAGCGUGUCCGAUAUGUAUGAUCUGGAGGCCAAGAUCAAAACCGGCAAGCUGCAGGAGAAAGAGCUGGGAAACCUCCAUUCGCAGCUGCUUGCCACGGCAAUCGCCGCCCGAGGAGUCGUACACACCCCUGCGCUGCUUGCUGGAAAUGGCCACUACGACCUGCCGGAUGAUCGGGGACCCGCGCUCGCGCUCCCAGCUGUAGCGGCGUCCUCGGGGACGGCUAUCGAUGCUCGGUGCGCUAUCAGGGAAGUCCCGGCAAAGGCCGAGCCGCAAGAACCGCCCUUGCUAGCUAAACCAACCGCGCACCAGCCGCGGGCGGAUAAUCGACACAACAGCCCUACCCACCACGGCACCCACACUGCAAAGAGCUCCUCUUCCGAGUCCCGCCCCACGGCUCCAGCCGCCCUGACCGUCAAACCCGGCUCUAGCCAUGCCGCACACGUCCUAGCACCCGGCUCCGGCUCCGGCGCCGGGAGCAGCGCCGCAGCACUCACACCACCGCUGCCAGAACAAACCGCCGGCGCCGGCCCCGUCCGAAAUUGGUACCCCAUCCUCUUCCUCUGCCGCCUAGCCUCGAUCGCCCCCGGCGUGCUGUUCGGCCUGCCCAACGCCCUCCGACUCCUCGCCAUGCUCCAUCUCAUGUAUCUCGACCGGGUUCUGGACGGCGGCACACUGAGCAAGCUUGGACGUGGGACUGGAGGGUCGGCGGCGAACUCCUCCUCCUCGACAUCAGGCUACGACCCAGAGUUUGAAGCCAGGCUGCGGCUGACCGAGGCGCUGCUGGCCACGAUAUGGUGCUGCGCAUCCGGCUACCUCUCCUUCUUCUUCACCGACUGCCUCAUGUCACGCUGGCUGCUGCAUUACACGCCGCAGGCGACCAUUGUGCGGUUACUGACGGUGGACGCAAUCAACGGCUAUCUGACAUCGUGGGUGCUGCACUUGACGGGUGGGUUCGAAGACCCGCGGCUGAUCCUGCCGGCGUGGAUCGUCAUCUCCACGCGCAAGAUCAACAUCCGCAAGGAGACGUCCAUGUCGAUCAGCGUGUUUUCCAUCGCCAGUUUUGUCAGCAUGGUGGCUCUGCUGGUGCAGCUGGACUCGAACCGGUCCGACUACCCCGACAUCCCGCUGCUCAACCUUGUCCGGCGAGUGUUCCACGAAGCCGGCAAGCUGGCAAUACGCAUCAUGGAGUACGGCGAUAUCACGAGAGAACUAUGA
This is a messenger RNA of Chaetomium globosum CBS 148.51, 1482 nucleotides long. RefSeq lists its product as uncharacterized. The record is from RefSeq and is a predicted model, not a curated record. The transcript is spliced from 8 exons. Gene Ontology annotation, biological process: protein N-linked glycosylation; cellular response to oxidative stress. Bases 1 to 1482 code for a protein of 493 amino acids. Lineage: Eukaryota; Fungi; Ascomycota; Sordariomycetes; Sordariales; Chaetomiaceae. Gene Ontology annotation, cellular component: endoplasmic reticulum membrane.